This is a messenger RNA of Ectocarpus siliculosus, 731 nucleotides long. The record is from the annotation of a GenBank genome assembly. Lineage: Eukaryota; Phaeophyceae; Ectocarpales; Ectocarpaceae.
AUGAAAAGACGCCAAUUCUCCCGCGCACGCAUCGAACGAGAAGAAAACUGUUGUCCAGACGUCCAGACGAAGGCUGCGAACAAGAUGGCAGGACAGGCAGCGAAGAAGGCAGCGAAGGCCAGGGAAGAUGCGGCCAACCUAUACUACCCUAUCAUCUUUGGCGUAAACCUCAUCUACGUGCUGUAUCGAGGCCUGUGGUGCUUUCGAACGUUCGGCCGGUGGCAAGUGUUUGGGCUUGCGGUGACCUCAACGGUGUACUACGUCUGCUAUCACGGAAUGCUAGAGGCCGCGAAAAGUGGCGUGGGUGGGGGAGCGUAUUUCGACGUUUUCGCAGUGUGUGUGGCCGGCCAACUCGUGUCAACCUUCAGUGCGUACGGGACCUACAUAUACAUGUUGGUGCCAGGGUAUUACGCGUGCCUAGCAGGGUAUUGGGUAUUCCGAAAGCUGGGGGGAUGGGUGCGCUCUCAACAAGAACUGAAUGCGAGCGAAGAGCCCUCGGCAGCAGAUCUUAAGCGUCAGGCGAAGAAGGAGAGGAAGGCCGCCAGAGCUCCAAGAGUUAGGAUGCGGUAGCCAGUGCACUUAAAGCCGGAGAACCAGCCCCAGCUUCAACCGACCACGUCUGCAAGGCUUUCGCAGUUCACGUGAACCGGCCCAACCCAACACGACACACAUAAAUGUCCGAUUUCUUGGUGUUGGCAGAGGGCUCUUCCUGUGACCUUGCAACAAUCCGC